Messenger RNA from Lasiodiplodia theobromae, 993 nucleotides. Its product is annotated as Retinol dehydrogenase 12. The transcript is spliced from 3 exons. The record is from RefSeq and is a predicted model, not a curated record. Lineage: Eukaryota; Fungi; Ascomycota; Dothideomycetes; Botryosphaeriales; Botryosphaeriaceae. Bases 1 to 993 code for a protein of 330 amino acids.
AUGGGCUACGCGACCACCUUUCUCUACUCGCAGCUCUUUGUCAAGCUGCCUUACCCGCAGUCCGACUUCUCCGACCAGGUUGUCAUCGUCACCGGCUCCAACACCGGCCUGGGCCUCGAGGCCGUCAAGCACCUGGUCCGCCUCCGCGCCGCACGUGUCAUCCUUGCCGUGCGCUCCGAGUCCAAGGGCCAGGCCGCCGUCGAGCAGGUUGUCGCCGCCACCAAAUGCUCAGCCAAGCGCCUGGAAGUGUGGCCGCUGGAUCUCUCCAGCUACCAGUCCAUCAAGCAGUUUGGCGAGCGCGUGCGCACGCUUGAUCGCCUCGAUGCCGUCAUCCAGAACGCCGGCAUUCUCACCACCAAGUGGGCCCUUGCCGAGGACAACGAGAGCCACAUCACCACCAAUGUCAUCAGCCCCAUGCUGAUUGGCCUCGAGGUGCUGCCCAAGCUGCGCGAGAGUGCGCAAAAGACGGGCCUGCGCGGCCGCCUCGCCUUCGUCGGCAGCGACCUGCAGUACAUCGCCAAGUUUUCCGAGAAGAAGCACGGCGCCAGUAUCUUCGCCGCCCUCAACAAGCGGGAAAUUGCCGACAUGGACGACCGGUACAAGGUGUCGAAGCUGUUGCUCCUGUACGGCGUGCGCGCCCUGGCACAGCUCAGCCCGCUGACGCCCGAGUCCAAUGUCAUCAUCGACAACCUCACCCCCGGCGCGUGCAAGAGCGACAUCUUCCGCGACGAUGUCAACUGGUUCCAGCGCAUUAUCAUGAACCUGGCUAUUUCGCUGAUUGCCCGCACGACGGAGCAGGGCAGUCGCACCUUGGUCCAUGCGGUGAAACCGGAACUCGGUCCCGAGGCUCACGGCGCCUUUUUGAUGGACUGCAAGGUCGCUCCCAACGGCGCCAAUGUCGACGGGCCGGAGAACGCCAAGCUGCAGGACCGCUUCCGGGAGGAGCUGUUUGCGCGCCUAGAGCAAAUUUCGCCCGGCAUUACGAAGCUUUGA